AUGUCACAUCAGAUUAAUCAGAAGAAGCAAAAUGCUUACAGUGAUGAACUUGUGUUCACUGUUGUCAUUUUCUCGAAACUAGUGAAUGCGACUGGUAUGUUCUUGCUCUCACCAAUUGAAAUGGAAUCUCUACCUAGGGGUUUGGAUGUAGCUAACCCAUGUGUCUCAAAGCUACAAGCAUUAUCGCCGCUACAAUCAAAGAGCUCGAUAGAUGUCACUGAAGACGACUUCCCAAUACCUCCGAGCCCAGAUGAGCCCGUUGACAGGCUACUCGGUCUCAUGACCACUAUAUCAGCACUUUUGAACGCUAAUAAUACACCAAAUGGCUGCAACCUUAAUGUUAGCUACUACCAAGAAUUACUGGAUGACUGCCUUUUGCACAAGGAGCGACUAAUGGCCUGGUAUGCCCGAGAAAUCAAUUCAAUAGGUGGCCGUCCAUCAAUUUAUCCUCCCAACGAAUCUGUUCAUACAUCUCUCCCCUCUGCAGAGCAUAUUUUUGGUGCAUCUUAUCGUUUCCCGUCCCUCGAUAACGCUAGGAUUACCCUCCUCUUUUGGGCUUCCUUGUCAAUACUCCACGGUCUGAUUGCGCAGGUUCGACUUCGUGCAUACGAACAGAUACCAAACGAUGCUAUAGCGGAUGAAGAUCUUGUUCUUACAGAAUUCUACGCCGAUGAGAUCAGCCGAUCCCUUCCAUAUUGCUUACAGACGUCCAUGAGAGCGUGGGGCGUGAGUGUCGCUAUUUUUGGCCUGAGCCAAAUUUGCAAGGUAUACAUGGAGUUUAGACGCCGAGAAAAAUUUACUUGGAGCCAGCAUGCAUUCUAUAUCAUGGGGGAUCUGGGGUUUGAUUUUGCAUUUCGCUUGUCUGAAAUGCUUUGGCAAUAUUGGAGUCUCGGCGAGAAGACGGAUUCCUCUAUGUCACUAGACGCAAGUUUUACAUCCGUAGCAAGUACUGUGGAGGAAUCUGAAAGCCCCACGGGUGCUAUAGAGAAAAAAAAACCUCGGCAAAUCCGAUUUACCGACGAUUAA
Messenger RNA from Penicillium angulare, 1026 nucleotides. RefSeq lists its product as uncharacterized. The record is from RefSeq and is a predicted model, not a curated record. The transcript is spliced from 2 exons. NCBI's taxonomy places the organism in Eukaryota, Fungi, Ascomycota, Eurotiomycetes, Eurotiales, Aspergillaceae. Bases 1 to 1026 code for a protein of 341 amino acids.